CAUCCAGCCAUCGCUAUCGACAAGCGCAUCACGCGUCAUGCACAUUCUGUCGUGUUGUAGUCGUGCGGUGCUCGAGCGUAAACUUUAGUUGUUGUUGAGAUAGCGCUGUACUGACAGGUUUAUGUGUCACCUGCUUGUUUGCUGCUCGUUUUCAUCUUUCUGACUUCCAUUUCUGAAUUGUGUUCACAAGUAAUGGCUGGGGGAGACAACGACGUAGUGUACAAGGUGUCCGAAGAUGAUAAAAGCGAUGAUCUACUUGACGACGAUGCGCUGAUCAAGGCGUACAACCGCGCAGUCUCGACGAAUGAGAAUGAUAUAGGAUCUGGCAAACAGCCAUCGUCAUCUUCGGGAGCGGGCCCUCACAAACAGCAAAAGAAGAAAGGGAACAAGAAAACCGAUGGUCACCACACUCAGCAGAAAGCACGGGAAUGGAAAGUGGGAGACUUCUGCCGGUGUACCUACUCGGUUGACGGACUGUGCUACGAGGCUAAAGUUAAGUCGGUGGACCAUGACACGUGUGUUAUUCGUUAUGUCGGAUACGGCAACGAAGAAGAGGUGUACCUAUCGGAAUUGCUCCCAUCGGAAGGAAAAUUUGCACGGCAGCGACAGAACGAACAGGCCAAGCGAGAAAAUGCACACGGGUCUCCAACGCCACCGAGUGAGGACGAUCACAGUGCACCUGCAGCCCAUGGUCCCCGCACAAAUGAUGGUUAUUCCCAGUACCAUGACGCACCGUUUCAUUCGUCCCACUCGCUACCACCAGCUCCACCAAUGGAGCCUCUCCUAGGUAGGCUCCCGCCAUUUUUGAAGCAUUCCAUUCCACCGCCACCUCCAAUUCCUCACGGUGACCUCCCGAGCAACGAAGAAGCAUUGGCCUCUAUGCUCAUGUCAUGGUACAUGACUGGCUACCAUACCGGCUACUACCAGGGCUUGCAAGAAUCGAAGUCAAGCAAAAGGGAAUGUUGCUGCUGCAGAUGCAAUAGUCACAAGUAAUUAACCGGACUGUACGUAAAAGUUAAUAAGCACGGCACGCUGACUUUUGGUUGUUCUUGUGAUUCAUUUUCCUAGCAGCAAGAAUUUUAAGAACGUAGUUUCACAGUCUUCCGUGAACCUUUUUGCAUUUGUAUUGCAUACAGUUGAACACAUGCUAAUGACAUUAAAAUACACCACUUCUCUAGUCAUA
Rhipicephalus sanguineus (brown dog tick) is the source of this 1183-nucleotide messenger RNA. RefSeq names its product survival motor neuron protein. Lineage: Eukaryota; Metazoa; Arthropoda; Arachnida; Ixodida; Ixodidae. Gene Ontology annotation, biological process: mRNA processing. Gene Ontology annotation, molecular function: RNA binding. The record is from RefSeq and is a predicted model, not a curated record. The transcript is spliced from 8 exons. Gene Ontology annotation, cellular component: cytoplasm; nucleus. Bases 193 to 993 code for a protein of 266 amino acids.